Messenger RNA from Amblyraja radiata (thorny skate), 1418 nucleotides. Its product is annotated as C-C chemokine receptor type 2-like. Gene Ontology annotation, biological process: cell chemotaxis; immune response; G protein-coupled receptor signaling pathway. Lineage: Eukaryota; Metazoa; Chordata; Chondrichthyes; Rajiformes; Rajidae. The transcript has 4 exons. Gene Ontology annotation, molecular function: C-C chemokine binding; C-C chemokine receptor activity. The record is from RefSeq and is a predicted model, not a curated record. Gene Ontology annotation, cellular component: membrane; external side of plasma membrane. The coding region runs from base 261 to 1292 and encodes 343 amino acids.
GUUUGGAGUUCUGCUCAAAGGAAUGCCAUAGAAGAGAUCCACUUCUCGAUGAAGUCAGACUUCAAUGAUGAAUUUCACCUCAUUGCAUUCAGGGAGCAAGUUAAACCUUCGACCAUCUGAGGAAAAGAGUGCUUGAAACAUCAAAUAAAACACAGUUAAAAAUCUACAGAGCAGCAGCGAUCCUUGUAUUUUUUGGUUUAUUGUUUGUCCCCAUUACUGUAAGAGGAGGACCUUCUGCUUAGAUUCCUUUUGAUCUGCCAAUGAUGGACGCCACAACGGAAUAUGGUGACUACGAAUAUCCCUGCGAUAAGGGCAACUUCAACAAAUUUGGAGCACUUUUGAUGCCUAUCUUUUAUUCACUAGUGCUUAUGCUUAGUUUACUUGGAAAUGGACUCGUUUUAGUCAUACUGGUAAAAUAUGAAUAUCUAAAAUCAAUAACAAAUAUAUUCAUUCUUAAUCUUGCCAUUUCAGAUUUACUCUCUGCUAUUAGCCUUCCCUUCUGGGCAGUGCACCAUUCACAGGGAUGGAUCUUUGGAAAUGUGAUGUGCAAAAUAAUAAGUGGCAUAUUUUAUGUUGGCUUUUACAGUGGUAUAAUGUUCCUGACAUUGAUGACAAUUGAUCGGUAUCUUGCAGUUGUUCAUGCAGUAACUGCUGUGAGGUCCAGAAAAGUUCGCUAUGCCACAAUAACAAGCAUUGUUGUCUGGUUAGUUAGUAUAAUAGCAACCAUCCCUGAUUUUUACUUUUCCGAAGGAAGAUCAGAUGAUAAUGAUCACUAUAUUUGUGAUAAUUUUUACCCGAUAAAGAAUAUAACUUCAUGGAAACUGUUAAAGAAUUGUCAACAAAAUGUGCUGUUUUUUAUCCUUCCAUUGAUUAUCAUAGUGUACUGCUAUUUUAGGAUAAUUCAAACAAUAUUAAAGUGUAGAACAGUGCAGAAGCACAGGACUCUGAGAGUGAUAUUCACCAUUGUGGUGGUGUUUUUUUUUAGUUGGGCACCAUACAAUAUUGUGAUUUUUUUGAGAUCUUUGGAGGAAUUCCAUAUCUUGGAUGGUCAGGAUUGUGACUAUGACAAACAAAUGGAUUAUGCGGAUCUUAUCUCUCACAGCCUAGCUUAUUUCCAUUGCUGCCUUAAUCCUAUUUUUUAUGCUUUCGUGGGCGAAAAAUUUAGAAGGCACCUCAUUUAUUUCUGUGGCCACCAUUUGCCACAUAAUCCAAUUUGCCACAAGCAGAUGCAUGUCAGCAAGAAUACCCAUGUAGAAUUUUCGGAUGGUGACGAUACAACAAAUAACUGGUAAAAACAUGGAACAUUGAAGAGUGCAGCAGAGGAUCAGAUAGAUCCUUUGUCCCACCAAGGCUGUGUUGAUCAUCAUCCCAAUGUAAACUAAUCCAAUCUGACUGAAUAUGUUCCAUAUCACUUCAUU